AUGUUUAUAUUUGCACUUUUAUAUAUCAAUUUUUCAUUUGGAUUGGAGAUAGAUGUAAACACAUUUUCAAAUUACCUUGAUGUAUAAAAUAAGCAUAUUCAUUUUGAAUUGCUAUCAAAUAUGGAAAAGAAAUAGAUUAAUGCUACAGCUAACUAUAAAUUUCAUGUUGCAAGAUCCUCUAUAAACAAAAUUUGUUUAGACAUAAAGGAAUUGAAUAUCUAUUCAAUUUAUAUGGAAAAUGGACUUCUUCUUCGCCAUAUUAUUGAUAAUCCAUAUGCUGAUAGUGAUUAAGGCUAACGAUUGAAUAUACUUCUUAAUAGGGAGUAUCGAAGGGGUGAAAUCAUCAUGUUAUCAAUCAAAUACUCAAUCGAUUCUCGAUCUGAAUCAGUUAGUUUUAUGAAUGUGUCAUAGACAUCGACGAAAAGCAUGCCUUUUUUAUUUACAUAAUGUGAAGAUGCAUAUUGCAGAUCCUUAGCACCAUUAUAAGAUACACCUGCAAUAAAAUAAACAUAUUCUGCUACUAUAAUUACAAGAAUACAGAAGCAACAGAUGUUUUUAUAAUAAUUUAAAAUUUAAAACCAUCCCGAGAUUGAUCCAAAUUUUACUUGGAAAUAUAAAUAUUUUCUAUAAAAAAUUCCAAUACCAAGCUACUUAAUCGCUAUAGUUGCUGGUAAUUUAUAAAAAGUACCCACAAGUAAUGGAGAUAGAACCUUUUUAAUUAGCGAGCCAGAUAAAAUUAAUGAAUACAAAGAAGAACUCAAAGAUAUGGAAUAAUUUUUAUAGGCUAUUGAACAAUAUAUAGGACCAUACACUUGGGGAACUUACACUAUUGUGAUAUUACCUCCUUCUUUUCCUUAUGGAGCUAUGGAAAAUCCAUUAUUAACUUUUGCUAGCCCAACUAUUAUGACAAAGACUGGCAGUGGAUUAUAUGUGGCCAUCCAUGAGAUGGCUCACUCUUGGUUUGGCAAUACGGUAACAUGUGUAAAUUGGGGAAACAUGUGGAUUAAUGAAGGAUUUACUGUAUUUUUAGAAAGAAAAGCUUCUUCAUUUUAUUAUAAGGUCCCUGAUGAUAUUAAAUUAAAAGCCAUAAUUGGAAAUGCAUCUAUGUAUGCAGAUAUUUUGAAUUUCGGUCCUGAUAGCAAUUUUACAUCUCUUCAUCCUGAUACAACAGGAAUUAAUCCUUAACUAUCAAUUUCUGAUAUACUUUAUGAAAAAGGAUUCUAAUUUUUGACAUUUUUAGAAGGAAUCAUUGGAGAAGAAGAUUUUAAAUAUAUGCUGAGAUCGUAUUUAGCUACAUAUAUGUAUAAAUCUAUUGAUCAGCAAGAAUUAUAAAACUUUAUCAUUAGAUAUUUAUAUGAACAACAUGUAGAUAAUUAUUCAACUAAAAGAUAUCAAAUCUUAGAGUAUUGGGAUUCUUGGAUUUAUCAACCAGGAUUACCACCAAUUAGGUUAGAUUUUUCUACUAAUAAACUUGUUGAAACUUAAUAAUAUACUACUGCUUACAUUCUGGCUGAUGGACAAUAACCUGAUCAUUAUGCUGAUUAUUUUAAUUUUUAUCCAUCCUAGAAAAAGGUGUUCUUGGAGGAAUUAUUUAAAAAGGCUCAAAAUAAAGAAUUAACAUAAUAAGUUAUUGAACAAAUAGACAAAGAUUUAAAAUUAACUAAUGAAAAUGACUGUGAAUUAAAAUUUAGAUGGUUUAAAGCCAUUUUAACUGCUAGAGAUCGAACCCGCUUUACUUAAAUUUCAGACUUCUUAGGGUCGGUUGGUACAUGUGAAAUUUCCUGCCCUGUCUACCAAGCACUAAACGAAUUAGAUCACGAAUUUGCAGUUUAAACAUUUAGAACUUAUUAAGAAUUCUACCAUUAAAUAACAAGAUAAAGCAUUAAAAGAAUUCUAGAAAAGAACAGUUAAAUAAAAUAAUGAAUAAUAUUCAUAUUUAUUAUUUUAAGGAAAUUAGUGGAAUAAAUUAAC
Molecule: messenger RNA, 1971 nt
Organism: Paramecium tetraurelia
Lineage: Eukaryota; Ciliophora; Oligohymenophorea; Peniculida; Parameciidae
Exons: 5
Biological process (GO): proteolysis
Cellular component (GO): cytosol
Molecular function (GO): zinc ion binding; metallopeptidase activity
Source: RefSeq, a predicted model, not a curated record